AUGUAUGAUAGAGCGGAGCGUAAUUUGAGUACCUUAAUUGGUAGUACCCCAGGUGUAGUGGGACCAGGGACAUAUGAAGCUGGAAAAAUACCAAGAACUAGGGUCAAAGCAGAUGGAUAUGCACCAUUUCUUUCCAUGACAUCAAGGGAAACCUUUUUAAACAUGAAUGAUCAAGUUGUAGCAGCCCCAGGACCUGGACAUUAUGAUCCAUCCAUAUCAAAAGUUGAUGUCAAGGGUGGUGGAAGUGUAAGUAAUAAAAGUAAGAGAUUUGAUGAUGAAAUGAAGGAUACACCUGGUCCAGGAAGUUAUAACACACAUAUUGCCUCAGACUUCUCUCGGCAAACAAAAUCUGCUCCACAAUUUAAAGAAUUGUCCUCAAAUCGUGUAAAGUUCCAUCGAAAACCAGAAGCACCAUCCAUACCCUGUCCUGGUCAAGCUUAUGGAUAUGAAGAUUGUGAAGAUGGUUCAUUAAAGAAACAGAAUCCACCAGGUCGAGAUGUAACCUUAGGUCCAGCAUUUUAUAAAUUAGAUCAUGGAGAUACUAAAACCACAAAGAACUAUAAAGGGGUUCAUUUUAGUAAGAUGACAUCUAAGAGAAGUGAUUUUACUGGAGCUCUAUAUGGACCCGGUCCAGGAGAUUAUGAACCUUACCCACAAACUCAUACUCGUGUUGAAAACUCAAAUAUACAUGAUGAUGAUCCUAAAAGAUAUGAUGCCAGAAUUCCAAGAUAUCAUGAAUCUGUGGCUAUAGAACAGGAUAAAAAGGCUGUACCCGGACCAGGUAAAUAUGAUAUAAAAGGCCAGUUUGAACCAGUUCAAGCUAAAGUUAAUACGGACGGCAUUGAAGUUGAACAUCCACCAUUUUUGUCACAAGCCAAGAGAUUUCAACCUUUGAAACAGAACAGUCCAGCACCAGGAACAUACAAUGAUCCUAGAACAGCUUUAGACAGUUUACGUAAAGUUACAGGAUUAAAAAGAAGUCCAUUUUCACAAACUUCUGUAAGAUUUAGUGAUGAUCAUCAUGUUAGAAAAAUACCAGGUCCAGGCAGUUAUAAUAUUAGUGGAAUGGGUGCAGAAAGUAUGAGAAAAGCCUAUUUACAGAGUACCAGGAAGGGUGUAUUUGGUACCAUGUCUCCCAGGAUUCAAGUUAUUUCUAAGAAGAAUGAAAAUGAAAUACCUGGUCCAGCUCAUUAUCAGGUUAAAGAUAAACCAAACAUGACCCGUUAUCAACAAUGUUCCUCUAACUUUGCUUCAGUAACAAAUAGACUGUCAGAACCACCUUCUGUUGUCAAGAAUAGAUCAAACUUAUUAUGUGUCAUAGGAAAUUACCAUUAUACAAAGAUUAUUGGUGUAGGAUUUGUAUGUCAUAUUGAAGGGUAUCAGGAAAUUCCACCGCCUGGUUCCUAUGAAGUACACAAGUCUUAUGUUAGUUCUCAAAUAAGACCACACCGAGCUCAACCCAGAAAUGAAACUGCUAAAAAGAAACAUGGUUCCUUUAUGUCUGCUGCUUCAAGAUUUGCACCAAAUCGUAAUAUGGUGGCUGAACAACCUGAUUUAGAUGUACCAGGUCCUGGAGCCUAUAAUUCUAACACUAAUACACUGUCUAAUAAAGGUGGUUUGAUGAUCUGUAAGAAUAAGAGAUUUAUAGAUGAUAAAAAUGAAACACCAGGCCCUGGAACGUAUGAGUUUUCACCACUGAUACAAGAUACAGUAUUAAGAGGAACAUUUAAUUCUACAUUGGGUAAUCCACUGGCUGGACGUCUAGAUUCUUUACAUCAAGGAAAUACUGCUAAACAUGCCUUUUUAUUGGGUGUUUAA
Messenger RNA from Lottia gigantea (owl limpet), 1818 nucleotides. RefSeq lists its product as hypothetical. The transcript has 13 exons. Bases 1 to 1818 code for a protein of 605 amino acids. Lineage: Eukaryota; Metazoa; Mollusca; Gastropoda; Lottiidae. The record is from RefSeq and is a predicted model, not a curated record.